AUGGAAUGUGGGGAGUCAAGCAGCCCCACCCCUAGAACUGGGCCUGAUGGCUACCUUGAGGUCAGGCCAGGGCAUGACUUCCAGGAGUGGCCAAAGUUGCCAAAGCAGGCAGGUGCUGCUGGGCAGGCCUUGGGGAGCAGCUCAGAGUCAGGGGCAGCCAUAGCUGGGGGCAUGUGGGGCCGGGGGGCCCCUGUUGGGGCCCUGACCCUGACAGCACUGGCAGAAGGCAUUCGGACAAGCCGGGAGCAGCCUCCAGCACCCCUUCCCCCAGUCACCCAGAUGGAGUCACGGGAACCUGAACCACGAGCCCAGGUCCCCGCUCCCGCCUCUGAGCCUGAGCCAAGGAGCACAGACAUCCUCACCGAGGGCAGUGAGCCCUGCCCCCCUGCCCACGGUCAGGAGUGUUUCCCUGAGGGAGCCCACCAGAGUCCUCAGGAAGAGGGGGCCCUAGCUGAUCUGGCAUUGUAUAUGGCUGCCUGCCUGGAGGAGGCUGGCUUUUCUGGAACCCAGACAACAGCGCUCACCCUAUCCUCAGCCCUGGAGGCCCGAGGGGAGCGGCUGGAGGAUCAGGUGCACACUUUGGUGCGCGGACUGCUGGCCCAGGUGCCCAGCCUGGCGGAGGGGCGGCCUCGGCGGGCAGCCCUGCGGGUGCUCAGCGCUUUGGCCCUGGAGCACGCACAGGACGUGGUGUGUGCGCUCCUGCCGCGUUCAUUGCCCCUAGACCGGGCAGUGGCCGAGCUGUGGCGCAGCUUGAGUCGGAACCAGCGCGUGAACGGGCAGGUGCUGGUACAGCUGCUGUGGGCACUGAAGGGCACAACGGGGCACAACCAGGGGCCACUGGCGGCCACACGUGCCCUCGGGGAGAUGCUGGCUGUGUCUGGCUGCGUGGGAGCCACCCGUGGCUUCUACCCGCACCUCCUGCUGGCGCUCGUCACGCAGCUGCAUGAGUUAGCCCGAGGUGCUCACUCCUCUGACACCCCCAAAGUUUGGGUCCUGUCUCAGAAAGGACCCCCACAGAGUCACGCCAGCUGUGUGGUGGAGGCCCUGAAGGCCCUUCUCACGGGGGACGGCGGCCGCAUGGUGGUCACGUGCAUGGAGCAGGCAGGAGGCUGGCGGAGGCUGGUGGGCGCCCACACGCACCUGGAGGGCGUCCUGCUGCUAGCCAGCGCCAUGGUGGCCCACGCUGACCACCAUCUGCGAGGUCUCUUUGCCGAUUUACUUCCGUGUCUGCGCAGCGCCAAUGACACACAACGCCUCACGGCCAUGGCCUUCUUCACCGGGCUGCUGCAGAGCCCGCCCACGACGCGGCUGCUGGGGGAGAAGGCCAUCCUGGAGCGGCUUCGUGCCUGGCAGGGGGACCCUGAGCCCACAGUGCGCUGGCUGGGCCUGCUGGGCCUGGGCCACCUGGCGCUGAACCAAGGGAAGGUGCGACACGUGAACACGCUGCUUCCUGCGCUCUUGCGCGCCCUUGGCGAGGGCGAUACGCGGCUUGUGGGCGCAGGGCUGGGCGCACUGCGGAGGCUCCUGCUGCGGCCACGGGCGCCUGUGCGGCUGCUCAGCACUGAGUUGCGGCCCCGGCUCCCGCCGCUGCUGGACGAUGCCCGGGACUCGGUUCGAGCCUCAGCAGUCGGGCUCCUGGGGACGCUGGUACGGAGGGGCCGGGGAGGGCUCCGGGUGGGGCUCCAUGGCCCCUUGCGGAAGCUGGUGCUGCAGAGUCUGGUCCCCCUGCUGCUUCGCCUGCACGACCCAAGCCAGGACGCUGCCGAGAGCUCAGAGUGGACCCUGGCUCGCUGUGACCAGGCCUUGCGCUGGGGCCUGCUGGAGGAGGUAGUGACCGUGGCCCACUACGACAGCCCCCAGGCUUUGAGCCGGGUCUGCCACUGCCUGAUUCAGCGCUAUCCAAGCCAAGUGCCCAGCUUCCUGAGCCAGACCCAAGGCUACCUUCGCAGCCCGCAGGGGCCCCUGCGCCUGGCAGCUGUUGUGCUCCUAGGCUUCCUCGCCCAUCACGCCCAACCCAGCGGAGUCAGCCAGGACCAGCUGGACUCCUUGUUCAGGGACCUGGGGCAGCUGCAGAGAGACCCUGAGCCUGCUGUGGUCGCCGCCGCACAGGUGUCUGUCCAGCAGGUGGCAUUGCUGGCCGGUGCAGAGAGCUGGCCCCGGAGCCCAUGGCUGGUGCGCCUUGCACGCCUGCCCCGCUGCCUCUCCCACCGCCCCUCACGCAUCCCACCUGUCUAUCCCGACAGCCCCUUUCAGCACCGGAGUGGUGCAGACCGUUGGAACUGCUCCAGUCCUGGUUGA
Messenger RNA from Elephantulus edwardii (Cape elephant shrew), 2298 nucleotides. It is a transcript of the gene MROH6, whose product is annotated as maestro heat-like repeat family member 6. The transcript is spliced from 15 exons. The coding region runs from base 1 to 2298 and encodes 765 amino acids. The record is from RefSeq and is a predicted model, not a curated record. Gene Ontology annotation, cellular component: cytoplasm. Lineage: Eukaryota; Metazoa; Chordata; Mammalia; Macroscelidea; Macroscelididae.